Salvelinus fontinalis (brook trout) is the source of this 3966-nucleotide messenger RNA. RefSeq names its product dynein axonemal intermediate chain 2-like. Gene Ontology annotation, molecular function: dynein light chain binding; dynein heavy chain binding. The record is from RefSeq and is a predicted model, not a curated record. NCBI's taxonomy places the organism in Eukaryota, Metazoa, Chordata, Actinopteri, Salmoniformes, Salmonidae. The coding region runs from base 1420 to 3165 and encodes 581 amino acids. Gene Ontology annotation, cellular component: outer dynein arm. Gene Ontology annotation, biological process: outer dynein arm assembly; cilium movement. The transcript has 13 exons.
UAUGCCCUCCCUACACUAUCCCCUCCCUACACUAUGCCCUCCCUACACUAUGCCCUCCCUACACUAUGCCCUCCCUACACUAUGCCCUCCCUACACUAUGCCCUCCCUACACUAUCCCCUCCCUACACUAUCCCCUCCCUACACUAUCCCCUCCCUACACUAUGCCCUCCCUACACUAUGCCCUCCCUACACUAUGCCCUACACUGAUCUUCCACAGAUACCCCUCUGUGUUGCAUGCUCUUCUCCAUUCAGAAAGUCCUGCACAGUGUCUGACACAGGAUUUUAUGUUUUGAGCCAUCAUUUAAAGAGACCAAGACAUGUUAGAAAUAUAAUUUGUUCACAUACAGCAACUGAAGCGCAUAUACACUGUAGUGUCUGUUUCAGACCAACUUGACUUCUUUAUAUAAAUUAUAUUAUAACAGAUUGUCUUAUUUUGGACUAUUCAUAUUUUCUUUUAUGGUUGUCCCAAUGUGCCACGGGUUGUGCGAUAUCUGUAGCUUGUUUUAAACCAAUAAAGCUCUUUGGAGCGAGUUGCUCUGCCACAAUAUCAGAUAUUUUUUCAGAGGCCAUUGUUAUAUGAUGGCAUUCAGUUGUAUGUAUAUUGUAAUAAUAACAUAUAAACUUGAGUUUUGGUCAUGACUUGGAAAUUGCUGGAAACUAUCAUGGUGGCAGAAACUGUGUUAAGAUAGCAGUUUUAACCCGACUAAUGAUAAUUGUCUUCCAUUUUGAGAAAAUAUAGUCAUACUCUUAAUGAACAUUCUGUUUUCAUCUAUUGUCAGUUAAUGUUUAAUUCUGUAGGGUUUUGUUAUGUUAUUUUAUGUUGGUUUAUUUUUCAGUUUGAGUCCAUGUGAAGUAGCACCGUCUACAACCAUUGAGAGUGGUGAUUGAUUUGUAUGUAUCCUCAGAGAUGGGGUGUAAUUGUAAGUUAAUAAAAUACUUUUGUGUAGCUAGUAUUCUCAUGUGUUUGGUGUAUGUUCAUUAUGUUAAUGCUUUGUGCACCUUUUUUUGAAGUCCAAAAAUGAAAGUGUGGCUGACCUGACGAUGACAACGCCUCCAACCACUGAGCCAACUCUGAGUUUGCAUUAUUAAGUGGACGUGAAAGACCACAAGCCUUGGGUAAAUGUUAUAACGACUUGGUUAGCCACACAGGUGUGGGUUUCAAUUAAAUGUAAUUGUAUGGUUACACCAAUGACUAUUGGUUACGCCGAUCUCCUGUGCAGAGCAGCCUUUGGUCCACUGACUCUCCUAGUUUGGGCGGUCAUAUCACACUGGGCAGGGGAUGUGUUGCUAAGAUACGGUAAACUGCUGCUAGUUUUGUGUUGCGUUGAGAGUGGGGGAAACGCAAACAUUUGAGGAUACGGCAGGGAGUUUUGACGCUUCAUUUCAUUAUCUUGUAUCCUCAAGAGGAAAGCACUCACAAUGGAGAUAGUUCAUGUGUACACCAAGAAGCGCAAUGAGUUUGGGCGACAGUGUAAUUUCUCUGAUCGGCCUGCUGAGUUGCAUGUGGACAUCCUCCCUGAUCCUUUUCUGGCAUCCAACUUCAUUGAGAGAGACCCUUGCGAUGUUCCCAUACAGUGCACACAAGAGAUGUCCGAGCAUGAGGUGAACACAGAGCGCUUUGAGUCAGACACAAGGGGGAUAAACCAUGUGGAGGGAGGCUGGCCCAAGGACGUCAACCCUCAGGAGAUGGAGCAGACCAUCCGCUUCAGGAAGAAAGUGGAGAAAGAUGAGCAUUAUUUCAGCACCAUCAUGCAGCUGGGCAGUAAUAUGGAGCAUUGCAUCAAACAAAACAAUGCCAUCAACAUCUACCAGGAGUACUUUGAAGAGGAGGAGGUGGUGGAGGAGUCCGAGGAGCAGCCCUCAGCCAAAACCAUCAAUGUUUUCAGAGACCCGAACGAGAUAAAGCGCACUGCCACCUGUCUGUCCUGGCAUCCCGAUGGCAGCUGUAAACUGGCUGUGGCCUACUCUUCACUAGGGUUCCAGAACAUCUCUCCAGACAUGAGCUAUGACUCAUAUAUAUGGGACAUUGAGAAUCCCAAUAAGCCAGAGAUGACCCUGAAACCGGUCUCUCUACUGGUGUGUCUGGAGUACAACCCCAAAGACUCUCACAUCCUGGUCGGAGGCAGCUACAAUGGCCAGAUCGCUUAUUGGGACACUCGCAAGGGGAGCCAGCCGGUGGAAAUGUCCACAAUAGAGCACAGCCACAGAGACCCUGUCUACAAAGUCAUCUGGUUGCAGUCAAAGACAGGAACCGAUACCUUUUCUGCAUCUACGGACGGUCAGGUGCUUUGGUGGGACAUCCGUAAGAUGAGUGAGCCCACAGAGAGGCUGGUACUGGACCCCAACAAAAAGGGCAACCUGGACAAUGCCUUGGGGGCGAUCUCACUGGAGUUUGAGACCACUAUGCCCACAAAGUUUAUGGUGGGGACAGAGCAAGGGCUGGUGGUCUCCUGUAACCGCAAGGCCAAGACCCCGGCAGAGAAGAUAGUGUGUACGUACAGCGGUCAUCACGGCCCAAUCUACGCCCUGCAAAGGAACCCUUUCUUCCCCAAGAACUUCCUGACCGUAGCCGAUUGGACAGCCCGCAUCUGGUCCGAAGACAUCAAGGAGUCGUCCAUCAUGUGGACAAAAUACCAUAUGGCCUAUCUGUCAGAUGGCUGCUGGAGUCCAGUACGGCCCUCUGUGUUCUUCACCGUCAAAAUGGACGGGACGCUAGACGUUUGGGACUUCCUCUUCAAACAGAACGACCCCACCCUCAGUCUAAAAGUGUGUGAUGAGGCUCUGUACAGCCUGCGGGUGCAGGAUAACGGGCGCUUCCUGGCCUGUGGCUCUCAGCUGGGCACUGCCACCCUGCUGGAAAUCUCCCCAGGGUUGUGUACCCUCCAGAGGAACGAGAAGGCCCUAGCCACUGCGAUGUUUGAGCGGGAGACUAAACGGGAGAAGAUCUUGGAGGCGCGCCACCGUGAGAUGCGUCUGAAGGAGCGCAGCCGCUCGGAGCAGAGCAAGGACGAGGACACCAAAGAGGGUGACGGAGAAGAGAGCGUCGAGGAGCUAGCAACUCGCACGGAGGCAGAGUUCUAUGAGAUAGUAGAAGCUGAGCUGAAGAAGAGAGCUAAGGAGCAAGAAAAAAAGGAGAAAGACGUGUGUGAAGAGAAAGAAGUCUGAGACAGAACACCUUAAGAACACCAUGUUCCACAUGCUGUUUGAAAUGUAAUCUUGAAUCAAUCGAAUAAAUACAGCAAGGCAUUUUCUAUUAACAGAGAAAUAGAUGUUCUCAGUGAGUCAUGCGAAACUCAUUAACAGGAUUGAGGUACUGUUUAAUUAUUGUUAUUUAUAAAUAAUCAUUAGGGUUUUCUUCAUUGAUUAAAGGAAAUGUAUUUUGCUAUGCGUCUUGGGAUUUUGACAUUUGUUUCCUUUGUAGAAAUCAUGAAGACGGGGGGCACAUUGUAUGAAAUGAGUCAUAUGCCAAGCCUCAAUGAAUGUCAGAGUCCUGGAUUGUAGAUAUUUGUGUGCAAUUUCAAGAGCAUAGUACAGGCUGACUCAUUAAUUAUAACAGUGACUCAUUCAAAGUGAGUGCAGUGUGGCAUUGAAGACCUUGUUGAGGAUAGAGGGAAAGGACCCAUAUAUGGACCAUUACCAUUCCAGAUUUGGGAUGGAGAUGCUUUUGGUUGGUAUGCAGUUUCACCCAAGUACCCCUGACUGCAGUGUGCGAUUCAGGCUGGGCUCAAAGUGGGUUUGACUCUGCCCAUGUUUUACCCCUGCCCAUUUGUUGAGGUUUGACAGUCACACUGAAUACAAACGUAUUUCAUUUUUGAAGAUCGUUAGAAAUAUAUAAAAAGUGGUACCAGCAGAUGUUGUAACACUUUGCUUCAGGACAAGCUACUGAUAUUGUUGCAGUGAACAACAGACUUGUUAUGUAUGUCAUGUACUGUUAAAAUUGUGUUGAUAAAUGUUAUAACUUUGUAA